GCAGGAAGAAACAUGCUACCGAUGUCCCAGAAGGGAACACAUUGUAUCAUGUGAAGAGACAUGACAAAAACAGCCCUCUUUAAAUUACUUUUGGCAAUAGUGGUCACAUUCAUUUUAAUUUUGCCAGAAUAUUUUAAGACAUCAAAAGGAAAUAUAUUGGAGCUGUCAUGUCUGGAAGUAUGUUUACAACCUAAUUUCAAUUAUUCACUCCCCUCUUUAAAUUUUUCUUUUGUGACUUUUCUGAAACCAGUAAGAGAAACUCAGACUAUUAUGGGAAUCUUUCUAAAUCACUCCAACUUUCAAAACUUCACCAGAAUUUGCCAAGGCAUCACAGGUGAAUUCAAAAUGUGCUCUCCGUGUUUGGCUUGUAAGUCCAAAAAGAGCAUGGAUUUUAUUUCUCAGGAACGAACAUCAAAAGUUCUUACCAUGAAAGGAUCAACAGAAGUGAAGGCAAAUGAUUUUCAUUCACCCUGUCGACAUUUUAACUUCACUGCAGCUCCUACAUUUGAUCCCUUGGAAGAAUAUAACAUUACUUGUAAUCUAAAAACCCACACGAGAAGGUUAGCAAUCAUGGAGGAAGAUCCACCCAAGGAAAAGUCUAGGAACUAUACUUGUAGGACUAUGGAAAUCCUGAACAAUUGUACAUACAUUUCUUUGUACCUAGAAAUGGAUGUCAAAAAUUUCACUUGUUCCAUGAAGAUGACUUGGUAUGUUUUAGUUCUAGUCGUUAUUAUAUUUUUUCUCAUCCUCACUAUCCAUAAAAUACUUGAAAGCCACAGAAGAAUGUGGAAAUGGCAGAGUCAUAAAUACAAACCUACAUCUGCUCUCUUAGGAGGACAGGAUUCUGAGAAACUGCAAACACUGCACGUGCAGGUUAUUUCAGAGACCAAGCAAAGGCUGCCCUUGAAUCAGGUCAAGAAAGUGCUUCCUCCAAUACCAGAACUAGAAGUUACUUCCACGGUGCAUCCGCAAGAUCAAUAUACACGAAUAUCCUUAUGAAUUCCUCUGGACCGUUUGGACUGAACCCUUUUGAAGAAUACUCCUAAUUUUACUUUGGGAAUGAGUUAACUAGUAAAUAUAUGGGUUCAGCUGAGAAUUCACAAUAGGAAACAGUAGGAAUGCUGACUGGUUGAUGAAAACUGGCUCAAGAGCAUUCAUUUGCCCCACGAGAUCAAAGAAAUGAGUUUUUUUUCCAGGAAGGCAUCAUGAGUCAUGGAAAACAAGCUGAUGAAACCCAUGGAAACAACAAGGGAAUGCUCACUGUCCUUGCAUAUCUGUCAUCCUACAGCUUACAAUGGACCCAAGAUUUAGAUUUUGAAAGGAACCAAAACCAGGAUCAAGGAAGAAAAUCUUUUCUCUCAUUAGCCCACAUUGCAGAUUCUCAUGUGAUAGGUUUUCUUAUAUAGAUGGAUUCUAUUUGGUAAAUUACUUAACAGUGCCUGGGUUGUUUGUUUAUACAUUUGUUUGGAUUUAUAAAUUCUGCCUCCUUUCAGCACUGAGGAUGUUUUAA
Nyctereutes procyonoides (raccoon dog) is the source of this 1510-nucleotide messenger RNA. It is a transcript of the gene TMEM156, whose product is annotated as transmembrane protein 156. The transcript has 7 exons. Lineage: Eukaryota; Metazoa; Chordata; Mammalia; Carnivora; Canidae. The record is from RefSeq and is a predicted model, not a curated record. Bases 61 to 999 code for a protein of 312 amino acids.